Molecule: messenger RNA, 1065 nt
Organism: Acanthosepion pharaonis
Lineage: Eukaryota; Metazoa; Mollusca; Cephalopoda; Sepiida; Sepiidae
Source: the annotation of a GenBank genome assembly
AUGAGGCAUGAAACCAGUUUUUUUUUCUCUAUCUCUCUAUCUCUUUCUCUCUCUUGUUCGCUCGCUCGUUUUCUCAUUCACUCCUUGUUUCCACCAUCUUUCUUUUCGCUUCAUCCUCUUUCUUUUUAUGUCUUUCUAACUGUUUCCCCUUUCUUCAUUAGCUUCUCUCUCUCACACACGCACUCACACACACAGGCACAGAGAGAGUGGGGGGCAUUCCUUAUUUUUUUCUCCUUUGAUCUUUUUUCUUCCUGUUUCUUUUUCUCUUCCUUUUCUUUUUCUCUUUCUCUUUUUCUUUUCAUUUUCUUAUUAGUUCUUCUCCCCCCCCUCACUCUCUCUUUCAUUUCUUGUUAUUUCUUCUUUGAUCCUUUUCCUUUAUUCAUCAUUCAAUUUUAUCUGUCUCUUUCUAUUAGUGUUUUCUCUUUCUCCCUUAGCAUUACCAUUAGCAUCCUUGCUCUCUCACCCUCUCUCUUUCUCUCUCUCUCUCUUUCUCUCUCUUUUCUCUCUCAUUCUUUCUCUCUCUUCCUCUCACUAUCUCUAUCUUUCUCUCUCACUAUCUCUCUCGCAAUAUAUCUAUCUCUCACCCUCUCACUAUCUCACUUUCUCACUCUCAUUAUCUCUCUCGCAUAUUCUCUUUCUCUCUCUCCGUCUCACUGUCACUCUUUCUUUCUCUCUCCCACUAUCUCUUUCUCUCCCCCAUUCUCUCAUUCUAUCUCUUUUUCUCUUUCUUUCUCUCACUUUCACUAUUUCUCUCACUAUCUCUCUCUAUCUUUCUCUCACCCUCUCACUAUCUCUCUUUCUCACUCUCAUUAUCUCUCUCGCAAAUUCUCUUUCUCUCUCUCCAUCUCACUAUCUCUCUCUUUGUCUUUCACUAUCUCUCCCGCACUUUCUCUUUCACUCUUUCCGUCACACUGUCACUCUUUCUUUCUCUCUCUCUCUCUCUCUCUCUCUCUCUCUCACUAUUGCUUUUUCUCUCCCAUUCUCUCACUCUGCCUCUUUUUCUCACGCUCUCUUUCUUUCUCUCACUUCUCUUUCUCUUUCUCUUUUCUCUUUCUUUUUUAUUAA